CAAAUAUUUAAUUUCAUUCGUGGUCACUAAGAUUAGUUCAAUAGUUCAAGUUUGGUCACUCUCCGUUAGUCUCCGUUAACUUUUGCUGAUGUGGCAGUCAACCUUCAUAGUUGACCGUUAAAUGAGUGACGUGGCUAUUAAAAAAUAAUAAAAAAAUUAAAUUUAUUCUAUAAGAAUUUCCACCUCAUUACACAUUCAUUAAAAAAUAAAUUAAAAAACCUAAUUUAUUCAAUAGUCCCGAGGCCACCCAGCAAAUCCUUCUGUCCUCCAUUACCCGCAAAUCAAUGCUCCUUUCUCCUUCACCACCCCCAAAUCAUUACCUCACUUUAUUCAACACUCUCCAGUCUCCUCCUCCACCACCGGCCCUAAUCCCUCUUCCACAGAACCACCGCAAUGGCCCCGGCUGCCCCUCUCAUUCCGGCGACCCUCCUCGCCAUCCUGUCCCUCUCCACCGCCUACCGCCCCUGGCCCAGCACCCACCCAAACGCCACCGACCUCGCCCUCGCCGGCUCCAAGAAAUUCGAAGGCUCGUCGGACUUCGUCCACCUCCGCUACCACAUGGGCCCGGUACUCACCAACAACAUCACCGUCCACAUCAUCUGGUACGGCACCUGGCAGAAGCCCCAGAAGAAAAUCAUCCGCGAGUUCAUCUCCUCCAUCUCCGCCUCCCCCGCCUCCGACCCCACGCGCCGCCGCUCCACCGUCGCCGGCUGGAAGACCGUACAGCUCCACACCGACCAGACCGGCUCCAACAUCUCCCGCUCCGUCUCCCUGGGGCAGGAAAAAAAAGACCGGUUCUACUCCCACGGGAAAUCCCUCACCAGGCUCUCGAUCCAGUCCGUAAUCUAGAGCGCCGUCACGGCGAAAUCCCGCUCCCAGAAGGACAUUGCGGCGCUCUGCAACUCCAUCCGCAAAUUCAUUCCCGCUCCCUUCAGGGACCUCCUCGCCGAACUCCACAACGACAGCAACCAGUUAGAAAGGGGAAGAAGGGAAAGGGGGCCAAUUAGUAUAAAUUAGGUUUUUUAUUUAUUUUUUAAUGAAUGUGUAAUGAGGUG
Messenger RNA from Linum trigynum, 1055 nucleotides. The record is from the annotation of a GenBank genome assembly. Lineage: Eukaryota; Viridiplantae; Streptophyta; Magnoliopsida; Malpighiales; Linaceae.